AACAAUUUAAAAUGGCAAAAGACGAAGGGGAUGACCUUUUGCCAGACAAGGACGCUGCGAAGGGAUUUUACGCGAAAUACGAGCCCAAAGAAAUUCUUGGAAGAGGAAUAUCUUCAACCGUAAGAAGGUGUAUAGAAAAAGAAACUGGUAAAGAAUAUGCUGCUAAAAUUAUAGAUAUUAGCAAUGAAUCUCCAGAGGGGCAUACCAUGAAAGAUGCUACUUUACAGGAAGUACAAAUUUUGCGUAGAGUUGCUGGACAUCCUUUUAUUAUCGAACUACAUGAUGUAUUCGAGUCUAGCACAUUUAUAUUUUUAAUUUUUGAGCUAUGUAAAAAUGGAGAAUUAUUCGACUACCUCACAUCAGUUGUAACGUUGUCAGAAAAAAAAACACGUUAUAUCAUGAGACAAGUAUUUGAAGGAGUUUUACACGUCCAUAAUCAGAGUAUAGUUCAUAGAGAUUUGAAACCAGAAAAUAUAUUACUUGACGAUAACCUUAAUGUUAAAAUAACUGAUUUUGGCUUUGCGAGGAUGUUGAAGCCUGGAGAUAUUCUAUCUGAUCUGUGUGGAACACCGGGAUAUUUAGCGCCAGAAGUCUUAAAAUGCAACAUGUUUGAAAAUGCAGAAGGUUAUAGUUUCGAGGUUGAUGUAUGGGCUUGUGGAGUGAUUAUGUUUACCUUAUUAGUCGGUUGUCCACCGUUUUGGCAUCGAAAACAAAUGGUCAUGCUAAGGAAUAUAAUGGAGGGAAAGUAUUCUUUUACAUCUCCGGAAUGGGCAGACAUUACAGAGGCUCCUAAAGAUUUAAUAAGAAAAUUAUUAGUUGUUGAUCCAAAGAAAAGAAUAUCAAUAAAAGAAGCAUUGGAACAUUCUUUCUUCCAUACGGUGUUGUGGGAUCAAGACAUCGCACCUCUAAAGCGUUCACUGUCGUCUAACUCACGACGUCUCAGUAGGAUAUCUCAAUUAGCUUUGGAAUUAAAAGCAAAAUCAUUUAAUGCGCGAAGAAGAUUCCAAUUAGCAAUCCUUUGUGUUCGAGCAGUAAUACGUAUUAAGCGACUUCACACUACACCUGAACCUCUUUCAACUCAAGUAGCUUGUACCGAUCCAUAUAGAAUAAAAAUCUUACGAAAGAUUAUCGAUGGUUGUGCAUUUAGAGUUUACGGUCAUUGGGUUAAAAAAGGAGAAGGGCAGAAUCGAGCAGCGCUUUUCGAAAAUGCACCAAAGACAGAAUUAAAACAUAUUUACGUUAGCAAUUUGAGUAGAUAACCAAUGCUAUGUUAAGACAUUAGAUGCAAUUGGUAUUAUAUAAUAUUUUAGUAAAUUCGUUUUUACAAUAGAAAAGAGAUAUUAAUUAAAGAAAAAAAAGAAAAAAAAUAUCAUCCCCUUCGAUUAUUCAUUAUUUUAAAUACUUAUAUGCUAAACGCGAUUUAAAGAAAAGGAUAGUUUUUUGAAUAUUUUAAAAUGCUUAAUUUGCUGUUAUUAUUUAGUAUUAUUUCGUAAUAGAUUGAAAAUUGUUUUUUUGAUUGCGAUUGCGAUUGCGAUUGCGAAUUCAACAAAAUAGACAAAAAAAAAAAAGAUACUAAUAAUCAAUUAGUAGGCUAUAGUACGAUAAAAAUAUAUUGUAACAAACUUUA
This is a messenger RNA of Polistes dominula (European paper wasp), 1627 nucleotides long. It is a transcript of the gene PhKgamma, whose product is annotated as phosphorylase kinase gamma. Gene Ontology annotation, cellular component: phosphorylase kinase complex. NCBI's taxonomy places the organism in Eukaryota, Metazoa, Arthropoda, Insecta, Hymenoptera, Vespidae. Gene Ontology annotation, molecular function: calmodulin binding; ATP binding; phosphorylase kinase activity. Gene Ontology annotation, biological process: protein phosphorylation; glycogen metabolic process. The record is from RefSeq and is a predicted model, not a curated record.